Molecule: messenger RNA, 912 nt
Organism: Heterobasidion irregulare TC 32-1
Lineage: Eukaryota; Fungi; Basidiomycota; Agaricomycetes; Russulales; Bondarzewiaceae
Product: Esterase/lipase/thioesterase
Exons: 3
Biological process (GO): lipid storage
Cellular component (GO): lipid droplet
Molecular function (GO): lipase activity
Source: RefSeq, a predicted model, not a curated record
CUGCUCCCACCAUUCUUACAUUCAUACGACCUCAAAACCCAGGGAGAAGAUGGCACCUAUUAUCAUACACUGUAUCACCAUGCAAGCGUGUCCAAAGCAGCUCACACUAUCUGGUGGCCGCCUGUAGACGGCGAGGCUUCGACGCCAAGCACCGUCUUACUUUUCAUUCCAGGGAAUCCGGGAUUACUGGGAUUCUAUGUACCAUUUCUUUCCGCCAUCUGGAAGGGCUCUGCCCCCGGACUUGCGAUUUUGGCCCAUUCCUACAUAGGGCAUACUCCUGGUAUCGAGCCAGUCACAGGCCGGAAGAGGAGCGCGUCUACUGUUGGCCUGCAUGUCCAGAUUCAAACUAUCAUUGAAGUUUUGGAUGAUAUCGUCGUCACUUUUGGUACUGGUACCAAAGUGGUCUUGGUAGGACAUAGCGUGGGGUCUUGGCUGACCCUUCAAGUUCUCAAGGCAAGGCCAAACGUUGUGUCUGGGACUUUUUUGCUCUUCCCAACUAUAACGAAUAUUGCGGACACUCCAAAUGGGCGCCUUCUUAGUUGGCUCUUCCACCCUCCUCUUCCUAGGCUUGUGUCAUACGCUUCUUUCCUGGUGCGACACCUUCCCCAUCGCAUUCUCUUGCUGCUUUUCUCCUCCUGGCCUCGAGAGCAGAUCAUCGUUCUACAAUCUUUACUUCAGUCUCCCUCCACUAUCUGGGCCUCGCUUUCUAUGGCUCACGAAGAGAUGGGAGCCAUCCGCGAGAUGGACAUUGCCUUACUGGAAGAGCAUCACGAACAUAUUUGGUUCUACUUUGCAGAAAAUGAUGCCUGGGUUGGCAAGCAUAGGGAAAUCAUACUUGAGACUAUGCAUGAUAUGCCUGCGGGCGUCAAGGUCAUCCAUGGCGGUACAGACAUUCCGCACGCUUUCUGUAUC